UUUAACCCCUUUACCAUUACACAUAUGGAAGCAUCAGCCGAAGUUACCACCAGGAAGGACUCUGACAGGCGAGCCCAUGCUGAAGAGGUGGCUUAUACCCACAACCCAGCCACCCCCAAUCUUCCAAUCCAAGAGAACCAAAACAGCCGUAACCAUGCCCCCAUAAAGCCCAAGGCGAACACCAGCAUCCUAAACCGCAAUUAAGAUGAAAAUCCCAGCUGGAAAAAUAGCUAUGCAGACUUUACACAGAAGAAGGAAAAGCAAGAAUUUGUUCAAGAAGGAAUUUAAGUUGAAGAAGGAACUUCUUAAGAAUUUUAAUGCAGUGGUUGGAGGGUGAAAGAGGAAGAAAGCCAGUGGGAGGGAUAGGCAGGGGGCUAGGAAGAGUGAUUUGAAGCAUAAUAGGUCUGUUACGGAGAUGAAUCAGAGUAGUAAUAUUAGGCUUUAUAGGAAGACGAAUAGUAGAUUUUCUUCUCUACAUCAGAGUAUUAAUGAGACUUAUUCGAAUAGAAACUUUAAAAAGUCAGGGAGUGGUGUUUUUGCACAUCCCUCUGCAGGUCCUGGAUCUUAUAAUCUUCCAGGGUUGUUAGGAAGUAUCUCGAUGGAUGCGAAUAAGAAGAACCAUCCAGCAUAUUCUAUUGGUACUCAGAGUAAGAAAAAGCUGCUAAUUUUAUGCAAGGAUCAAGCUCAUGCUGUUAAAGGACAGUCAUCCCCAGGUGUAGGAAAAUACUCAGGAGACAUCAACAAGAUUAAAGAGAGAUCUCCAAAUGCUACUAUUGGCAGAGAACAUCGAUUCCUAUCAGAUAAAGAUCGAUCUAAGCUCAAUAACUCAGUCCAUUGAUACGACUCUCCUGAUAGAGACAGCAUCAAAAUUAAUGGAAAUAAGACAAAUGGAUUUACUAAAGAAACUAGAUUUUUAGAAAUGAACAGAAGCCUGAAUGAAAAGAAAAAUAUGCCAAGCAGCCAGAGCUAUAAUCACUCACAUUACGGAUCGAUAAAAGAGAGGUCUGAGAAGAUUGUGCCUCAUUCUAGAAAUGAGAACACCAAUCAAUCACUGGAUAAAUUUGCGAUUAAGACUUAUUUCAAAGAGCUAGAGCGAGGAUACUGUAAUAAAGAAGGACCAGGCCCAGCUGCAUAUUCAACAGGAGCUAGAAAUACUCUAUCCAACUUUAGGAAGUCCUUUGAUGGCAGUUUUACAAAGGCUAAGAGAAAUAUCAGCAGGUAUAGAAGUAAGAGAUCCCCCGGUCCUUCAGAUUACGAUACCAAGACAGCUUAUAAAAACCUCAACUCCAUAGUAGGAGCUGGGACUAUUGGAAAGAGUAGGAGGAACAUCGAUGUGACACUGAUGACCUCUCUGCAUGCCAAGGAUUUCUUUAAAAAAUAUUAAGCCAUCACCUCUAUUACUGACUAAAGAAAAGUAGUUUCGGCUCAAUGUAAUUCAGUUUUAAAGCGAU
Messenger RNA from Moneuplotes crassus, 1451 nucleotides. NCBI's taxonomy places the organism in Eukaryota, Ciliophora, Spirotrichea, Euplotida, Euplotidae. The record is from the annotation of a GenBank genome assembly.